Molecule: messenger RNA, 722 nt
Organism: Penaeus monodon (black tiger shrimp)
Lineage: Eukaryota; Metazoa; Arthropoda; Malacostraca; Decapoda; Penaeidae
Exons: 2
Coding region: 36-644 (202 amino acids)
Cellular component (GO): extracellular region
Molecular function (GO): chitin binding
Source: RefSeq, a predicted model, not a curated record
GCCAGUACUAUUUUGUCUCCACACAAGACACCACAAUGCUCCAGCUCCUGUUUGCUCUGGCCCUCAUGGGAGCCGUCCACGCCGACAAGAUGUUCAGCCCGCCCGCUCCUCCCGCCCCAGGAUACUCAUACGGCGCCCCGGACCUCAGGGCCGACGCCUCCACUCUCGACCAGCAGGAACAGGACCCCAUCGCCGCUCUGGCCGCCAACAUCCCCGGCGGAGGCGUCCCUGGCGAGGACUACCCCAUCCUGGCCUCCGUCCCCGACACCGGCUUCUCCUGCGAGGAACAGCAGUUCCCAGGCUACUAUGCUGACACCGCCCCCGAGGCCGGCUGCCAAGUGUUCCACAUCUGCCAGUUCGACGGCCGCCAGGGCGCCUUCCUGUGCCCCAACGGCACCCUCUUCAACCAGCAGUACUUCGUGUGCGACUGGUGGUUCAACGUGGACUGCGCCGCGUCCGAACAGUUCCGAAGUCUCAACGCUGACAUCGGCAAGAUCCCCGAAGACGCCGCUGCCUCCGUCCGCAACGACGCCGUGGCACCCAACCAGCUCUAUGACACACCCGAGGCACGCCAAGACACGACAGAGCCUCCCGUCACAGUUCCAGAACCUUCCAUCUUCUAUAGCAGUCCGCAGCUAGGAUAAUUUUUUUUCUCGAGUUUGCGAAGAAAAUGGUAAUGGUCUUAUAAAACUAUCUUCAUAAAUAAUCUAAAUUAUUAUCAU